Pezoporus occidentalis (night parrot) is the source of this 3476-nucleotide messenger RNA. RefSeq names its product regulator of calcineurin 1 (gene RCAN1). Gene Ontology annotation, molecular function: calcium-dependent protein serine/threonine phosphatase regulator activity; nucleic acid binding. Gene Ontology annotation, biological process: calcium-mediated signaling. The transcript is spliced from 4 exons. Gene Ontology annotation, cellular component: nucleus; cytoplasm. The coding region runs from base 116 to 898 and encodes 260 amino acids. The record is from RefSeq and is a predicted model, not a curated record. NCBI's taxonomy places the organism in Eukaryota, Metazoa, Chordata, Aves, Psittaciformes, Psittacidae.
UUGUGCGCGCUCCAAGGCGCGGCGAGGCAGCGGGACGCAAGCCGUCGCUGCGGGGCGCUGGUGGUGCCGGCGGCCGCCAGACUCCGCCCCGCGGGGGCUCCGCUCGCCCCCGGCCAUGGAGAGCGGCGGCGGCGGCAGCGGCGGGAGGGGCCCGGUGGGGCAGGAGGAGCCGGCGCCGGCUCUGCUCCAGCCGGCGCUGUCGUCGGCCGGGGAAGCCGGGGAGGAAGAGGAGGAGGACGACGAGGAGACGGCGGCGCUGCUGCUGCGGCCCCCCCCCGAGGCCCAGGCGGACUGGAUCUUCAUUGACGGCGAGAUGGAGGAGGUGGCGCUGCAGGACCUGCCCACCGCCACCAUCGCCUGCAACCUGGAUCCGCGCGUCUUCCAGGAUGGACCGUGCCGGGCCAAAUUUGAAUCACUGUUUAGAACAUUCGACAGAGAUAUCACCUUUCAGUAUUUCAAGAGCUUCAAAAGAGUACGAAUAAAUUUCAGUAACCCUUUAUCUGCAGCAGAUGCUAGAAUCCAGUUGCACAAGACAGAGUUCCUUGGAAAGGAAAUAAAACUGUAUUUUGCUCAGACUUUACACAUUGGAAGCUCACAUUUGGCACCACCGAAUCCUGACAAACAGUUUUUGAUUUCACCUCCUGCCUCUCCACCUGUUGGCUGGAAGCAAGUGGAAGAUGCUACUCCAGUCAUUAACUAUGACCUUUUAUAUGCUAUCUCCAAGUUAGGACCAGGAGAAAAGUAUGAGCUACAUGCUGCAACUGACACUACUCCUAGUGUUGUCGUCCACGUAUGUGAGAGUGACCAGGAAAACGAUACGGAAGAAGAAACAAAGAAACCCAAACCAAAAAUUAUUCAGACGAGACGGCCAGAUUAUACUCCUACCCAUUUCAGUUGAACUGCUGUUGUUUUUCCAAGGUUGCAAGUAGACAUAUGCAAGGGGAAAAUUUACUGUGGAAACAGCAGGUCACAGGUUUGGUGGCAACAGCAGCAGUUAUAAUAGGAGAAAUUCCAAUAUAAGUUUGCUCAGAAAAAAUAUAGGAAGUUUCAUCCUUACUCUUGAUGCUGCAAGUUGAUGGAUGCCAUGAGGGUAUUCCCAGAUUGCUGGGAACAAAAGAUAGGCAGAAGAAGACAUUUUGAGACAUAACAGGACAAACUAGGUUUAUUUUUUUGGGGGGGUGCUAUAAGCUCUUCCAUUAUAAAGCAGCUGGGGGAAGCUUUCUUUGUUCUGACUCACAAAAAUCAUCAAACUAAUAGGCUAGUCAUUGUGUGGAGUACAUAGCGAUAACAGAGCUGGUUUUAAAGAUUAAAGUAUGGGAACUCUAAACCUUUUUCUUAAAAUAGAUUUUGUGCAUGUGUAUUCUUGGUCUUCUAAAGUAACUUUGCAUUUUCUAUAGUUUCUCACAUGUUUCUGGAAAUCUGGGGAAUUAUUUAAAGUAUUUAUUAUCUCAGCAUCCUGGACUUACUACUAGAUGUGUAUAUACAUAUAUAUUUAUAUUUGUUUUUAUUGGCACUUAUUUUCCAGCAGGCAUAAGAUUUCUUCAGCACCUUAUUUUGGUGCUAUGUAACUUGUGCUUUUAAAAUUUUAACCUUUUAAAUGCCUAUGUAGGGUUUUAUCUGGCAACGCAAUGGAAAAAGUGCAAUAGGAAAGUUGUUUAAACAAGUUAAUUUUAAAUUAUUUAAGUUCAAAUAAUUUAUAUCUUCAAUAACGUCUAGUUUGGUAGCUUUGACUUUCUCAUUUGGAAAAAAAGUACUUUUAAAUGUAUAAAUAAACCUAAUGUUGCAUAUUCACAGCAAUGUCAUUUUUCAGUGAAAACCAUGAUAUUGGAGAGAUGUGAACUCUACUCAGUAUGUGAAUCUGCAUUCUUGUGAGCAAAGGUUUAACAGUAAUUGAAAAAUUGCACACAGUGUGUAGAACAGCAAAGAGAGAUGGAGUGCCUUUUCCUCGUUCAUUCCCGAUGUGAACUGUUCUACAAGCUACACACUUGUACCUUUUUCUACUGGCUUUCUAUGUCCAUAAGUAAAAUCUUUCUUAGCUUUGCUUCCAAAAUAAGCUGGUAUUUAGAAAUGUUUAAUGCCAAGUAAUGAUGCAUACUUAAGUAAUGGGUAUCUGUUGGAGAAGCUUUAGGGCUUUUUAUAUGUUAGUGUUAAACGACAGAAGCCCAUGGCAUACAAGUUCAGAGGAAGAAAGAAGACAAAAGUGUAUUUUACUACUUGUUUUUUUUAAAUGGAGAUCCUCACUUUGAAAUAGAUUUCAGGAUUCUUUUUCUUUUCUUUUUAAGAGAUAGUAACUGAAAUCUGGGGAAAUAUGUAACUUACAGUUUUAGAAAGGAGAUGUGUGAAGCCUCUCGACAUGUUUUUAGAAAUGAAAGAAUGAUUCUCUGUUUGCUUUUGCCAGAGUUGGUCUGAGGAAGUGUUUUGUAGCUGGGACAUCCAUUCUGUGCCAUUUGAAGCAAACAUUGACUGAAAUGCCCAGGUUCACACCUUGGUUUUUAAAUAGAUAAUGUAUUUUUUAAAAAACAGGUAAUGAAACCAUUCCAAGCUGUGGUGCAAUGUUACUGAAGGCCUUUUAUAAUACUAAGCAAAACAGAGAUUGAUACCCUGCAACUACAGAGAGCAGGAAUAUAUUGAACUUCAGUAAUACCUGCAGUAUGAUCUUGGUUUGAGUGGUGUGCCCUGAAACAAACGCUGGUACUUGGACCUAACUCAAGUAGCACUCUCUCCGUGUUAACAGUGUUAAGAAGAGCUAAUGCCAUGUAUUGCUGGAGCCAUGUUUUAUGGACAUGGGGGUGCAUAACAUUAUUUUGUGUUACUAAGGUGUAACAAUCAGCUUGAUACAUGUACUGCUUGUUAACAUGCAAAAUAAAUAAAAAGGAGGGAAACUUUGUAGGUUUGCUACAACUGCCUUUAAACCUUUCCAAGAUUUCUUCUAUGUUUUUCAAAUUACUGCUGGACUUAGUGUGUCACUUCAUUUAAUUUAAAAUUGUUGGAAUAACUCCUGUUCUGUCCUUUUUCCAUCUUUCUAUGAUUACCAAUUAAAGCAUUUGUUUUGCAUUAGAAAUCCGGGUAGUUGCGGUUGUUUCCUAGCAAUCCGAAGAAAUCAGUGCUACCUUUCAAUCAAAAAGAACAUGAUGUUAAGUACUAAUAUGGUUGUCAUUUUUAGUACACUGGCAUCUGCAUAACAAGGUGGACGCUAGAAACCAUGGAAGUCUUGGGAUGGUUACAGUGUGUUUCCCAUUCUGAUGGCAGUUGCAAACAACAGUUGUGAAACAGUAACUUGCCUGCAUUUCUGCUCGUAUAUCCUGGGUUGUGCCACCUUCUGUUAUUACUGCAGUGUGCUGCUUGCUUUUCCUGUUGUUUCUUGGGUUUAUUUUGUUUUUUUUUCUAACGUUCAAAUGAAUGCUUAGUUGGUAUUUUAUACAGUUCUAUAGUAUUGAGCAUAUUUAAAUUAAAAUAUUUUGUUGUCUUCUUGUAAA